Nerophis ophidion (straightnose pipefish) is the source of this 1827-nucleotide messenger RNA. RefSeq names its product terminal nucleotidyltransferase 5ba (gene tent5ba). The coding region runs from base 190 to 1377 and encodes 395 amino acids. Gene Ontology annotation, biological process: mRNA stabilization. The transcript has 2 exons. The record is from RefSeq and is a predicted model, not a curated record. Gene Ontology annotation, molecular function: RNA binding; poly(A) RNA polymerase activity. Lineage: Eukaryota; Metazoa; Chordata; Actinopteri; Syngnathiformes; Syngnathidae.
UCCUGGCAGGCUGGGGCGGACUGCACGACGCACACCGGCCGGCGGCACAUGCUCCUCACCCAACUCCAGAGGAAACGCAAGAAGUACCCGCCGGAACAAACUACGAGGAAUAUCCUACAGGAGGACAGUUGUUUUUUUUGUUUUUUUUUUAGUUUCACCUUAUUUUAAAAAAACCUCUCGUACGUCGCCAUGGAGAGCGGGGAUUCUUCUUCGGAUCACAGCCGGCGUUUCUGCGUGUUGUCCUGGGAUCAGGUGCGGCGUCUGGACUCCAUCCUUGGGGAAGCUGUGCCCAUCCACGGCCGGGGGAACUUCCCCACCCUGUCCAUGAGCCCCAGACAGAUUGCCCAGGUGGUGCGGGCUCGGCUGGAGGACAAGGGCGUGUGCGUCAAAGAUGUGCGGCUGAAUGGCUCGGCCGCCAGCCACGUGCUGCACCAGGACACCGGUCUGGGCUACAAGGACCUGGACCUGAUCUUCGGCGUGGCGCUAAAGGACGACCAGGCCUUCCGUCUGGUGAAGGACGUGGUGCUGGACUGCCUGUUCGACUUCCUCCCCGCCGGCGUCUCCAAGGAGCGCAUCACGGCGCUGACCCUCAAAGAGGCGUACGUGCAGAAACUGGUGAAAGUCUGCAACGACACGGACCGCUGGAGCCUCAUCUCGCUGUCCAACAACACGGGCAAGAACGUGGAGCUAAAAUUUGUAGACUCUUUGAGGCGGCAGUUCGAGUUCAGCGUGGACUCCUUCCAGAUUUGCCUCGACUCGCUGCUGCUGUUUGACCGCUGCUCGGAGACGCCCAUGUCGGAGAGCUUUCACCCCACGGUGAUCGGCGAGAGCGUGUACGGCGACUUCCGGGAGGCCAUGGAUCACUUGUGUCAGAGGACCAUAGCCACGCGAAGCCCCGAAGAAAUCCGAGGGGGCGGCUUGUUGAAGUACUGCCACCUGCUAGUGCGAGGGUUCCGGCCCAUCUCUGAGGCGGACAUGAAGCACAUGCAGCGCUACAUGUGCUCGCGUUUCUUCAUCGACUUCUCCGACAUUGGCGAGCAGCAGAGGAAACUGGAGGCCUACCUUCAAAACCACUUCGCCGGCAUGGAGCACAAACGAUACGAGUGCCUGAUGACGCUGCACCAGGUGGUGAACGAGAGCACCGUGUGCCUGAUGGGCCACGAGCGGCGCCAGACGCUCAGCCUCAUAUCCACGCUGGCGCUGAAGGCGCUGGCAGAGCAGAACGCCAUCCCCACGGUGACGAACGUUACGUGUUACUACCAGCCGGCGCCGUACGUGCGGGACAUUAACUUCAGCAAUUACUACGUCGCGCACGUGCAGGCGCCGCACAUGUCGCCGUGCGCGACUUCCUAUCAGACAUGGCUGCCCUGCAGCUGAGAUCAGAAGGAUGACUUUUCUAUCCUUUUUUUUUUUUUUUUACAGAGAGAGCGUCGGACACAAAAAGAAGUUUGCCAAAUGUGAUUAAAAACAUGAUCCUGUUCUGCUGUACGUCCGAUUGAGCCAACUCCUAACAUCUGCUGGUCAUUUUUUUAUUUAACAAACAAAAAAAGGUGAAGAGUUAUAUACGUAAACAAUCUUUAGGAGGCAAAACUGCCAAGCCUAUUUUCAUACUUUGAGCUUUUAUUUUUGUAAAGUGACUUCCUGGACCAAAGAUGUACCUUUGUUUCCUCCUUCAGAAAGGGAAUUUGCGUUUCUUGGUUUGUGAUUCCAAGUGCCUCAAGACGUCUGUAAACUGUGCAUUCAGGUUUUUUUUUUUCCGAGAAUACUCUUGUCUUUUCAGGAGCAGGAGCAUUCUUUUUGUCAGAUUAAAAAAAGAAAGAAAACUGA